Messenger RNA from Naegleria fowleri, 1026 nucleotides. RefSeq lists its product as uncharacterized. Gene Ontology annotation, molecular function: protein binding. The transcript has 2 exons. NCBI's taxonomy places the organism in Eukaryota, Heterolobosea, Eutetramitea, Acrasida, Naegleriidae. The record is from RefSeq and is a predicted model, not a curated record. Bases 1 to 1026 code for a protein of 341 amino acids.
AUGUCAUCAUCUUCUAAUUCUCUUCUUCUUAAUCGGAAACAAGAACCACCAACAAAAAACCAAGAAUCUUUGAAUUUCCAUGAAGAAAUACUCUCUGUACAGCAUCAGAUACAAAAAGAACAACACGCAAGUUCUUCCCCAAUGAUGAUGAUUGAAGAAAUUCCUUCCGAAAUUUGGCUUGAUCAUAUCUUUACUUUUUUGGAAGGAAAAAUUCUGUUGAAUACUUGCAUGUUCGUUUCAAAACAGUGGAAAGACGAUUAUUGUGUUAGCUCAAUUGGAAUGUUUGAAAAAUUGAAACAUUUGAAUUUGGCUUCGAACAAGAUAGAUACCGAAGGAUUUGAAGCCAUUGUGAAGUCUCCUUAUUUUUCAAAUAUUACUACUCUGCAAUUACAAGAAAAUCAAAUUGGAUUGGAGGAUUUAUCGAUUCAGCCUUCUCAAGUCACUCUGUCACAAUUGACUUAUUUGGAUUUAAACCAAAACUGUAUUACGACACAUGGAAUGCAAUUUCUUUCCACAUGUCCUGCUUUUCAAAAUUUGACCUAUUUGAAUCUAUCUAAAAACUCUCUCAAUGAACAUGCAUUGAAAUAUCUUGCCAAUGGAGUUUUCACUAAAUUGGAGACUCUCGAUCUCAAUGGAUGCUCAAUUUUAGAUUCUGGAAUUAUUCAACUUGCUUCUGGAAAUAUUCAUCAUUUAACUUGUCUAAAUUUGGCGAGGAAUGGAAUUGGUGAUUCGGCCGUUUCAGCACUCGUAAGCUCCACAAGAGUGUCUCACUUACAAAAAUUAAUACUGUCACACAAUAGAAUCACAAAUGUUGGAUCAUCUUCAAUUGCUUCAUGUCCACACUUGAAAAAACUCAAACAUUUGAGUUUAAUACGAAAUUCAAUCGAUGAGAAAGGUCAAAAAGCUCUAUUGGAUCGUUUUCCAGACAUGAUUCAUCUUCAAUUGCCACAGUUAUCAUCCAAACAAAGUGAAUUCGAAACAUUUUUCAAUGCCAUGGAUAAGAUUAGUAAUCGAUACAAUUACUGA